Molecule: messenger RNA, 2358 nt
Organism: Coniophora puteana RWD-64-598 SS2
Lineage: Eukaryota; Fungi; Basidiomycota; Agaricomycetes; Boletales; Coniophoraceae
Product: Krr1-domain-containing protein
Exons: 8
Coding region: 1-2358 (785 amino acids)
Biological process (GO): endonucleolytic cleavage in ITS1 to separate SSU-rRNA from 5.8S rRNA and LSU-rRNA from tricistronic rRNA transcript (SSU-rRNA, 5.8S rRNA, LSU-rRNA)
Cellular component (GO): nucleolus; 90S preribosome
Source: RefSeq, a predicted model, not a curated record
AUGCUGUCCAACAGCGAGAGCGACAACGACAACGACACUGGAGAGCUGCACGAGCUCACCAUCAACGAACAUUUUGCAAAAGCAUUCCAGUUCAAAAAAGAAAGAGAGGAACUUUCAAAGCACGCCUCGGACGACGACACCGACUCCGAAGAGCAGGAGUCGGAAGACGAGGACGCCGAGGAACUCACCCCCGCCGUCGACGUCGCCAUCCUCCGCACCCUUGCCCGCAUACGCAAGCGCGAUCCGUCUAUCUACGACGCAGACAGCCGCAUAUUCGAUGAGGAACGCGAGCGCACAGCAGGCAGCGCACCCGAACCAUCCCGCCGCAAACCCAAAGACAAGACCAAACCCAUAACCGUCCGCCAAGCCGCCCUCGAAUCCCGCCUCCUCUCCCGCUCCCCAUCUCCCUCCGGCUCUCGCAGACCCGCAGACGACCCAUCGCUCACACACACCGAAGAACAGCGCCGUCUCCGCGCGGAGACGCUCGCUGCUUUCCACGACGGCAUUGCGAACGGCAAGGACAGCGACGGUGGCAGUGACUCGGACGGCGACGACGAGGACAACUUUCUCAUUCCCCGCGAGAAGACGCAGGACGAGCUCGAGCGCGAGGAGCAGGAGUACCGUGCGUUCCUGGAGACGCACGUCGGUGAUGAGCUCGAGGAUCUUGUUCUCGGUGGGGAAGCUGAGACGGGCGGUCAGGAUGAGGACGCGGUGGAUGGAGAAGGCGAGCGGGGAGGAAAGAAGGAGAAGAAGAAGCGGAAGAAGAAGGAGAAGCUGGGUGCAGGGGAGAAGAAAAAGUCCAAGGAGGAAGCGGAUCAGGCGUUUUUGGUCAACUACAUCCUCAACCGCGGCUGGAUCGACCGCGACGCUCAGCGGAUACCAACGUACAGCGAGGUCACCAAGUCAAAAUCAAAGUCAAAGUCGAAAAAAUCCCAGCAGGACUCGGACGACAGCGACGCCGACUCGGCGGCGGAUUCUCACGUCAACGGGCAUACCGCAGACGGGGAACAAGAUGCCGCAGGGAAUGAGCAAGGAGAAGACGACGACGAGGAGGUAGCAGAAGACGAAGAGGAUUUCGAAGACAUGGCCGACGCGUUCGAGGUGUCGUACAACUUCCGCUUCGAAGAACCCGGCGCAGACCAGAUCAAAUCCUUCCCGCGCGACCUCUCCGCGUCGGUACGACGCACCGAGACCACGCGCAAAGACGCGCGUCAGCGCCGAAAAGAGCGCAAGGAUGCGGAGCGCGCGGCGCGCGCGGAGGAGGUGCGUCGUCUCAAGGCGCUCAAGAUGCGCGAGCUGCGGCGGAGGCUCGAGCGUAUCGGGCGCGAGGGCGGGUUGGAGGGUGCCGAGGCGGAUGCGUUUGCGGACUUUGAUCUCGAUGCGGAUUGGGAUCCGGAGGCGCAUGAUGCGCAGAUGGCGGGGUUGUAUGGUGGGGAAGCGGAAGGGGGCGACGGUGUGGAGAUGGACGAGGAGAAGCCGACGUGGGACGAUGAUAUUGAUGUUGGCGACAUUGUUCCUCCUUCAGACGACGAGGACGGCAUUUCGAGUAAGAAGAAGCGCAAGAAGGACAAGAAAGAUAAGAAAGACAAGAAGAAGAAGAAAAAGAAGGGCGGGGACGACGACGACGACGUGGGCGUGGAUAUGGACGAAAUGGACGCGGACGCGGUGCCUCCUGCAAAGGGCUCCGACGGAGAAGAAGAUGGGGAAGAGUGGGACGGGACGGAGGAGAUGCGCAAGCGCAAGGUGCAGGAGUACAUGGACGAGAUCGACGCGCUGGAGUUCAACGACAUCGUCGCCGGCCAGCCCACGCGCUUCAAGUACCUCCCGACCGCCGCACAGGACUUCGGCCUCUCGCCCGUCGACAUCCUCCUCGCGUCCGACCGCGAGCUGAACCAGUUCAUGAGCGUCAAGCGCUACGCGCCGUACCGCGCCAAGACAUGGGACGCGGGCCGCGGCGAGCGGCUGCGCGAGCUGCGCACGACUGUCGCUGCGCGUGCGCCGGGCGCGGGCGGGUGGGUUGUCGAGGGCGAGGGUGGGUAUCGGAGGGGACGUGGGGAUGCGCAGGAGCGGGGGCAGGGGCAGGAGAAUGGGGACGGGAGGGACGCAGGGACGAAGAAGAAACGGAUGGGCAAGAAGGAGCGGAUGAAGGCGAAGGUGGCUGCGCCCGUGACUGUUCCUCCGCUUCCUGAUUCCGGAUCCAAGCGGAAGCGCGUGCACUUUGAUGCGGAUACUGUCGGUGGCGAGAGCGGAGACGAGGAGAACGUUAUCGGUGACGCGAACGCGGAGGGCAAGUCGCGGAAGAGGCGGAGAAGGCAGAAGAAGAAAGGGGGUGGUGGGCAGGCGGAGGUCGAGUCGUGA